GACAGGGGAAUUGGGAAAAGACCGAUUUGACACAAAUGUCCCUGCCUCCAUUUGCCAAGACUUUUCCUUUGCCCCCACCUAUAAAACCCACCUGGGAAGAAUCGGCUAGAGAGCAGGGGAAGAAUGAGCGGGAGGGUUUCUUUCUGAUUGAAAUUUCCAAAUCCAGCAAGCGAAAACCCGCUUCCGUUUCUUCCUCCUCCUUCUCCCAAAAUGGAAGGGGAAGUUGGACCCGCCGCUGCCGCGGUCGUGCCUGCCUCCGCCACCGCUGUGCCGCCUCCCUCGCUGCCUUUGGUGUCCGAUUCGUCGUCUCUCGUCACAUCCCAUGAGGAGAAUCCGGAGGAGGCCCACGCUCUGCCGUCGGACGAGGAGCAGGAGAACAACGAGCAAGACCCUGACCUUGACCCGGACCACGGCGCCGAUCAUGAUGAGGAUCACGACGGAGACCAACACCAGGCGUCGGAGCAAACGGACGACGAUCUUAAGCUUAAAAUCAUAAAGCAGGUGGAGUACUAUUUCAGCGACGAGAAUUUGCCCACUGAUAAAUACAUGAUAAGCUUGAUAAAGAAGAACAAAGAAGGUUUUGUUCCUAUAAAAAUUCUGGCUUCAUUCAGGAAAAUGAAGAAACUUACCCUUGACCAUGAAUUCAUCUGUGCUGCGUUAAAGGAUUCACCACUUUUGGUUGUGAGUUCUGAUGGAAAGAAGGUGAAGCGCCUUAAUCCUUUUCAAAUGUCAGAAGUAAAGGAUCCAAAGCUUUCCACGGUUCUGGUGGAGAAUCUUCCUGAAGAUCAUUCUUUGGAAAAUAUCCGAAGCAUAUUUGGUGAAGCUGGGAGGAUAAGGAAAAUCACGUUUCGUGAUCCUCAUGCGGGUGAAGUCUCAAAGAAAGGAAGCAAAACAGAUUUUCUCGUUAGCAUCAAGUUACACGCCCUUGUGGAAUACGACACUGUAGAGGCUGCUGAAAAAGCUGUGGCUAGUUUGAACAAUGAGCAGGACUGGAGAAAUGGCAUGCAUGUGAAACUUCUCAAGCGAGUGGUGGGCAAUCCUGCACAGAGGAAGCCGUGGAAAGAGCACGAUUUUGACAAGAGUAGCAAUGUUCGCGUGUCUUCUUCUCAAACUGUAGGGGAAGAGGUGGUUAAUCCCACACAGGAGAACCGCCAUGAUUUAUCACCAGAAGAAGAGGAGGCAGAACAUGUUUCCAAGGAGAAGAAUGGACAGAGAGCAAGAGCUAGAGGACGAGGUCGAAGGAAUAGAUAUCACAAUUCUAACGGAAUGGGCCAUGGAACCGCAUCCUCUGUGCACGCAGCCGAACCCUCAAAGCCUCCGCCCGGACCGAAAAUGCCUGAUGGAACCAGGGGAUUCACGAUGGGACGUGGCCGCCCUCUCGCCUCCUCCGAUGUGGUGAAACCCAUUCAGCAGCAGCAGACGGUCUGAAGCUGAUCAUGUGUCAUGCCAGUGUGCACUACGUUUUAGUGUUUUACCAUUUGUGAUGUAUGUUUACUAUUGCGUGGUGGGAACGGCAAGGAUUAGCCUCUUUGAAACGGGUUGUUGUGGGUUUGUCUUAGUUUUGUUGGGGGUGAGUUUUCUUGCAUGGUUUUGAAAUGUAGGAUGAAGAUGGGGAACAGGUCGAUGCCUUUCAUGUGCUCUACAAUUAGUGUGCCUGUUUUAGUUUGGUGUACAGAAAUACGACCUCCUCAUCCCCAUUAGUAGAUGGCUGUGAAUGAAUUGUGACUGUUUGCUUUCCUCUCUUCACUCAAUUCCAAGAUGCCUUGUUUUGGAAGCCACAAACCCUUAACACGGCUUCCAUCCUUUUGCUGUUUGCAUCUUAGUGUUGGUGGUAUGGUGUUAGGGCUGGCUAUUUGGUUCGGACUAUUAGGUUUUACCGGAAAUCGAACUGUAUAACCUGGACUGCGACCGGAUAAUAAACAAUCCA
Molecule: messenger RNA, 1927 nt
Organism: Linum tenue
Lineage: Eukaryota; Viridiplantae; Streptophyta; Magnoliopsida; Malpighiales; Linaceae
Source: the annotation of a GenBank genome assembly